Diaporthe batatas is the source of this 1188-nucleotide messenger RNA. RefSeq lists its product as uncharacterized. Gene Ontology annotation, molecular function: glutamic-type endopeptidase activity. The transcript is spliced from 3 exons. Gene Ontology annotation, biological process: proteolysis. The record is from RefSeq and is a predicted model, not a curated record. The coding region runs from base 50 to 928 and encodes 292 amino acids. NCBI's taxonomy places the organism in Eukaryota, Fungi, Ascomycota, Sordariomycetes, Diaporthales, Diaporthaceae.
CUCCUUACACCCCUCGCAUUGCAAACGAAGACCACAGGGCGAGAUCACGAUGAAGGGUUUGGAAAUAUGCUGGAUCCUCUCAGCCAGCCUCUGUGCGUGGCUGCCAGCGAGUUCUGCAAUUGAAAUCUUCUACGACGAGACCUGGGCAGGGCCAGUGCGUCUCGCUCUUGCUGAGUCUGCGUCUACUUCCCCGAACAAUUCGUCUUCGAAUGCGACAACAUGGACCGGUUUCAACACAGUUGAGGCCACUCUGGUGAUGCCGCGGCUUUCCGUACCGAAGAAUCCGACGAUGCGCGUUGAUCAAUACACCGCAGCUUUUUGGAUUGGGCUCGAUGGUUUUGUCAUGUCCGGAGACGAAGAGACCGGAGUGCCCGCGAAUACUGUGCGUGGUCUGUGGCAAGCUGGCGUCUUUAUGUCGAUAUGGGAAAACGGAACUACGGACUACACCGGCUUUUAUGAAUGGGUCCCAAACGACCCAAUCAGCCUGACACCAUCUGAGCUGGCAACGUCAGAAGGUGAUCACCUGCAAAUAUCUGUCACAACGUCACAGGGAGGAUAUUAUGGAAAUGUCACCUUUACCAACGUCAACACCAGCCAAACCUUUUCUUUUGGCCAGGAAGCCCCCACCACCUGGCGCGGGCCGACGUGGCCAUCUCCAGGCACGUCAGCAGAGUGGAUCAUCGAGGCUGGCACUUUUUUGAACGGCACACGUCAUGUCUUCCCAGACUGGGGAAAUGCGACCAUACUAGACGCAAAGGCUUGUUAUGACGACGCAGAUAAAGGCUGUGUAGUGCCCGGCAGCAUCGAUGAACAGAGCCUCCGCGUGACGGCCAUGCGCUUCAACGAGACGGGAAUGCUAUAUACUCGAUCUUAUGUCGAAGGCGACCGAGCGUGGGUUGCCUACGUAGAAGAACCUUCCGUUGGAUAAUGUAAAUCGUUCCGUGCUACAGGUAUUAAAGGAGCGGGCGGAUCGAUAGUCGAGCGGUCAUGUAUGAGUUAGAGCCCCCGGAUCCGUCAAUCAUAGUAACAGGGAAGAGCAUUACGAGCUCCGCUCGAGUGUAUGCUACGGAUGGUCCCUCACAGUAACCCCUCCCCCCAGACUCGAUUGAUGUUCUGUAUAAAUACUUUUAUAGAAGCUAAGUGUGUGAAUAGAAAGGAGUUUUGUUACAAAGAUUCGCCCAUGAUAAG